Molecule: messenger RNA, 1458 nt
Organism: Pediculus humanus corporis (human body louse)
Lineage: Eukaryota; Metazoa; Arthropoda; Insecta; Psocodea; Pediculidae
Product: ubiquitin carboxyl-terminal hydrolase, putative
Exons: 8
Coding region: 1-1458 (485 amino acids)
Biological process (GO): protein deubiquitination; regulation of proteasomal protein catabolic process; proteasome-mediated ubiquitin-dependent protein catabolic process
Molecular function (GO): cysteine-type deubiquitinase activity; protein binding; proteasome binding
Source: RefSeq, a predicted model, not a curated record
AUGACUUUAAUUAAAGUGAAAUGGGGCAAAGAACUUUUCAGUGACGUAGAAGCAAAUACUGAUGAAGAUUUAUUAGUUUUUAAGGCGCAACUUUUUGCCCUUACAGGAGUUCACCCAAACCGUCAGAAAAUUGUAGUUAAAGGAACUAACGUAAAAGAAUGGUCGACUACAAAUAUAAAAGAUGGAAUUACAUUAAUGUUAAUGGGAAGCAAAGAUGAAGAUAUUUCUAAAGAACCUAUUGUUAAACCAGUUUUUAUGGAAGAUAUGUCCGAAUGCGAAUUAGCCACAGCUUUAGACCUCCCAGCUGGACUUACUAAUUUAGGAAAUACGUGUUACAUGAAUGCCACAGUACAAUGUCUAAAAACAGUACCAGAGUUAAGAGAAGCUUUAAAAAAAUACUCAGGAACUGUUCAACUUGGUGGUCCAGAAGGUAUUCUUCCUGCUCAGUCUAUAACUGCAGCAUUGAGAGAUUUAUAUUCAUCAAUGGACCAGGGGAAUUCUAUGCCACCUUUUGUAUUGUUACAAGUUCUUCAUAUGGCUUUUCCUAGAUUUGCAGAAAAAAGCAGUCAUGGGGGUUUUCAACAGCAAGAUGCCAAUGAAUGUUGGACAGAAUUGAUUAGAAUGCUUCAACAAAAACUAUUACCUAAAGUUGAAGAUGAUAAACCCACUCAUUUUAAGUCAUUGAUUGAUCAAUAUUUUGGAGGCACUUUUGUAUUUGAAAUGAAAUGCUCAGAAACAGAAGAUGAACCUGUCACACAUGGAAAAGAAGAUUUUUUACAAUUAAGCUGUUUCAUAUCAGCUGAUGUUAAAUUCAUGUUAUCUGGUCUCAGAAAUAAACUUCAAGAGCAGAUUACUAAACAAUCACCAACUUUAGGAAGAGAUGCAGUUUACUUAAAAUCUAGUAAAAUUAAUCGACUUCCUGCUUAUUUAACUAUUCAAUUUGUACGGUUUUUUUAUAAAGAAAAAGGCUCCAUAAAUGCCAAAAUUUUAAAAGACAUCAAAUUUCCAUUAGAAUUUGAUGCAUUUGAAUUAUGUACUGUUGAACUUCAAAAAAAAUUAGCUCCAAUGAGAGCCAAAUUUAAAGCUCUUGAAGAUGAGCAAGUCAAAGAAUCGUUGAAGGAUAAAAAAAAGGAUAAUUUAGAAAAUGAAGAAAGCAAAGUCAAAACAGAAACAAAAACAGAGCCUUAUUGGUUUUCUGAUGAUUUAGGUUCAAAUAAUUCAGGAUAUUAUUCAUUGCAAGCUGUAUUAACACAUAAAGGCCGCACUUCUUCCAGUGGACAUUACGUGGCUUGGAUUAAACAGAAAGCUAAUGUUUGGCUGAAAUGUGAUGAUGAUGUUGUUUCACCAGUCACUGAAGAAGAUGUUCUGAAACUUUCAGGUGGAGGAGACUGGCACUGUGCUUAUGUAUUAUUGUAUGGUCCAAAAGUUCUAGAAACACCUGUUGUUACGAAUGCAUAA